Molecule: messenger RNA, 687 nt
Organism: Colletotrichum acutatum
Lineage: Eukaryota; Fungi; Ascomycota; Sordariomycetes; Glomerellales; Glomerellaceae
Exons: 1
Coding region: 1-687 (228 amino acids)
Source: RefSeq, a predicted model, not a curated record
AUGACAAUAUCGGAUAGCGCCGGAUGCGACCUUCGUCUGUUUUAUUUACCUCGCUUGUUUCAUACAGAAGAAGCACAGAAGACCACUCUUCGUGCAGCGAUCAAACAUAAACUUGAAAAAAAGCCCCAGAAAGGAUGCGGAUCUCUCCACUGGAUUGCGAAAACGGCCCGGCUUGUUGCUGAGGCAGUAGUGCGCUUCGACUUAAGAGAUGACAAUAAGCCUUUGCAAGACAUCAUCAUCUUCCAUGAACCUAACGCAAGUGAUUUACACUCAAGUGCUGCGCCAUCGCUGGAGAUCAUGUUCAACGAAGCCAGCUUGUCUCCGACAAAUGAAGCGCCCCCUCACAUGCAAGACCGACAUCGAGUUCACAAAUGGUCUCGGAAGCAUACCCUUCUAGAAUUGGGAAUCGUGCUGUUACAGCUUGGUACUCAUCGAGAUGAUGUUGAAGAUCUUCCGGCACCUCCAAUUGGCCCCGAAGCCAAGCAAUCAUACAUCAGGUCGCAUGCAGAGAAAGCUGUGAAUGGGGUCAGUGAAGGGUUUGCAGGCGCUGUUAGGAACUGUGCCAUCCUUUUCGAUCAUGAUGACGCUGCGAAGGAAGAUGAGUUCUUGGGAAGGUUUUUGAAGAUGGUUCUACAGCCUCUAAGAGAUUGUGAGAAGACUCUCUGUACCCAAGGUGUCCUUCUAUAA